Molecule: messenger RNA, 1080 nt
Organism: Dibothriocephalus latus
Lineage: Eukaryota; Metazoa; Platyhelminthes; Cestoda; Diphyllobothriidea; Diphyllobothriidae
Source: the annotation of a GenBank genome assembly
AUGGGAGAUGGGUUUCGUGGACGUUCUUCUACUUGGAGUGCUGGUACCACGUCAGCAUAUGAAAAACCCGAUUUACUUACUGGCGUCCAUGAAGACUGCAAGCUAGCAUAUCCGUUUGCCUCUUUAAGAAGUGGUCAGUUUCCAGAUGAUGCUCUGGGUCUUCAUUUUAAUGACUUUGGAGAUCACAACUCCCCCAAGCUUGUGCCUCAUUAUUCACCCGCCAGUAGUACUACGGCGACUGAACUGGGUUCUCAGGAAUUCCAUCCUCGCUCUCAUUUGUUAGAUAAGACAUCUGAUUCCGACUAUGGAGACACACGUUCAAACCUUCUCACUGUUAUGGCAGCUGCUAGCGAGGCUUCACCAUCGCUAAGUAUGCGAGACUGGAACACCUCUUUCUCCCACUCCAUGCGUCGAAAUUCUGGAUUCCAGGAUGUCUCCUCCUCUUCCACAUUCUCCCCCGUCUCCUCCUUUGGGGCACAUUCGCAGGGUGUUCUGACCCCCUGUGGCACAGGCGCUGGCAGUUCUACCAGAACAACUACCCUUCCACCAUUCAGCUCAUCUGCUCCCUACCCCCUUGGCAAUGGUUCCGGUUUUCCGGAACUCCUUCCGGCCGCAGCAUCUGUACAUGUCUCAGGUUCUCCCAGUCCCGCAACCUCCCAAGUUUCACUUCCUGGCCCUCUUCCAACUUCUACAGCGGCUACACCAGGCAAUGGCGGUGCUAUAAACGCGACAAAACGACCGGCUCGACGGAAUCCCUGGGGAGCUGAGACUUACUCCGACCUUAUUGCCAAUGCCAUUGAGUCGUAUCCUGAGAAACAGGCUACCCUACAGCAAAUAUACGACUACAUAUCGCGCAAUUACAUCUACUUUCGCGAACGUAGUGAUCCCCCUGCAUCGGCCGGCUGGAAGGUUAGUUUUAUUAUUUCGGAUAAUCGACUUACGCAAAUGUGUGUUUUUUGUCUUUAUACUUGCUCCUUAACGAAGUCAAUUAGACGUGCUUAUAGUAAUACCUUUCUUACUGUAAUCAAGUCAAUGAGAAGUAAACGCAAACCACCAGAUGGGCCAACAGAAGUAUUUUAA